UGUUGAGUCAGUUGAAUAAAGGCAUGAGAACGAAACCGACGUGAUCUUUGAGUAACAGCAUACGAACACGAUAGUAUCGUUUUUUAAAAGACCAGAGUCUCUUUGACUCCAGCCAUGCUCUCCUCAUCAGCCCCCAACUCUCUCUACCUGAGUCUCUUCCUCUUUCUGUCGUACCACUCCCCUGUUCUCUCCUGGCAGGUUGGGAAUCGCAAUCAGUGUAUCUCUGCUCCCUUCGUACCCGGCUACAACCUGGUGGGGGAGGGAUUUGAUAUGGUCACCCUGCGUCGAAAGGGGUCAUACGUGGUGGAUGUGAUGACCUAUCUCACCCCUAAUGACACCUGCAAACUCUGCUCCAGCCCUCUUCUUGGCAACCAACUGUACAAACUGCCAGUCUCUGCAGUCGACUGGCGUUCAUACAGCCAAUGUAGCAUUGAAAUCAAAAACAGCACAGACAACUCUAUUAGCUCACUGGUUGACACUUACAUCUCCCAGGACAUUAAGGACUGGAAGGUUGCCCAAAAUUUAGAUUCACUUUUGCACUUUGGGGUGGAAGGGAAACACUCCGAUAUUUACAACUUUGCCAAACAAAGAAGCAGUGAGGAUCGCUACAGCUUCAGUACCCAAAGACUCUCCUGCAGUCACUAUAGGUAUCGGGUGCCAAAAAAACCUCCCCUCAGUUCAGAGUUCAGUAAGGAUUUGGCCGAUUUGCCAAGUUCCUACAACUCUAAUACCAAAGAUGAGUACGACCAGCUCAUAGCGAUCUAUGGCACACACUACAUACGUCAGGUUUACCUUGGGGGUCGACUCAGACGAGUCACGGCUUCACGAACAUGUUUGUCCAGAUUGAAUGGAUUCACCUCAGAUCAGGUUCACUCCUGUUUAUCACUCGGUUUCUCUGUCGGUCUGGGGAAGUUGGCAAGUUCCAGCCUUGAGUCUUGUACCCCAGUCGUGCAGAAUCGGGGUACAUCAGUCUCCUUCGGCGGUGGUCUCCACCAACACUACACAGAGGUGGAAGGUGGCUCUGGUUGGUUGGGGGAGUUUUCACUCACCCACGAAGACUCCAGCGGCUUCAACAACUGGAUGAGUAGCCUGAAAGAUCACCCAGGUGUCGUUUCAUACUCCCUUCGGCCAUUAUAUGAGCUGGUAUCAAGAAAGAGGCGGAGGGCAGGGAUGAAGGCUGCUAUUGAGCAGUACUUAAAGGACAAUGUAGUGAAAGACUCACAGAGAACACCAUCUUGUGGGUACAGUCCUAACCUGUCUUUCAAUUGCUGUCCCAUGGCGACCCGCAAGGGGACCCUGGAGGUCACCAUGGUCCGAGCCUGGGGUCUGAAAGGAGAUCCUGUUGGCGUAACUGAGAGGUGCUUUAGCUGAGGGAUUAAAAUCUGAGGAUGGUGUAUCAGCAGUGUUACUUCAUCUGUCGCUUUGUUUUCUCCUACCUACAGCUAUGCUAAGAUCGAGUUUGGUUACAUCAGGCACACAACUCAUAUAAUUAAGUCAAACUCCCCAUGGUGGAACUCUUACUAUAAUCUGGGCACGGCACACACAAACCAAGAAUUUGUGGUCGAGGUCUGGGACAAGGAUCUGCGCUAUGAUGACCGUCUGUUACGGUGUUCGUUUUCCCUGAUGAGUGGGACUUAUACAAGGACCUGCUUCCACGGUCACAGUGGUUAUGAGGUCAGGUACAAGCUCACCUGUGACCCUCAUCUGACUGGAGAGAAAUGUGAGCGCUAUAAACCAUCUCCAUUGUAAUACAUCUUUUAUUUUUCAGCCUGCAUGUUUUUCUUUAAUCUGUGUGAUACUGCAACAGGUCACAUGACUGAUGAACUGAGUCAUGCCUCAUGCAGUUUGAUCUUCAGUAUUUGCAGUUAGACAUUUCAGUCAUAUGUCAGUCAUAUUGUGGAGACAAUGUCAAAUCAUUGUUGUAUUAAAUUCUAUGUAGCUUUCUCAUGAAAAUAAAGAUUGUA
This is a messenger RNA of Mugil cephalus (flathead mullet), 1964 nucleotides long. Its product is annotated as perforin-1-like. The transcript is spliced from 9 exons. Lineage: Eukaryota; Metazoa; Chordata; Actinopteri; Mugiliformes; Mugilidae. The record is from RefSeq and is a predicted model, not a curated record. The coding region runs from base 115 to 1371 and encodes 418 amino acids.